CCGCACGAUGAUGGAGUACCAUACUAUCAUCCUGUACUGGACAAUCCUCAUGUCUCUUCGUCUCCUCAUGAGAGACAUGCUCGCUCUGAUGGCUAAAAUGACUGCACAUGAAUUACCCGCUCAACCACGACAAACAAUUGAGGACCACCGUGUCCAGCUGAUGAGCUAUGCCCUGAAGGUUCUACAGGCAAUCUGCUAUGCUACGCUUCCGGAGAGCCGAGCAGUCACCCCUUUUUUCCUCGCGACCGCGUUUCAACUGACAGUUGCUGUCCUGGACCAGGAACACAAGUCUCUCCAAGCUGCCGGUAGCAAUCAGGAAACAAUCCGGAGAUGCGGCAGCCUGAAAAGUCUUGCAGCACAUUACCUGGAUUGGGCUAUGCAGAAUAAGAUCCCUAUCAAGCUGGAUUUCGACGCCCCUAGAGAAUGGAAAUGCGAGUCCGUGGCCCAAUUGUCUCAAUUGAUUUCCCUAAAGUCGUUGUAGGAAUAAAACAAUAUGCAGCGGUUUCUUUUGGGGGGGGUGGGGCCAGGGGGUUGUUUAUAAUCAGUUUUCACGAGACAGCAAACUUCUCGAAAAGUAUCGAGGUCAAGCAGGCUUUGAUAAGCCUCAACCAGUCCCGCCUAUGCUGAAGAAGAAGAAGACUGGUCUGAAAAAAAACCAAAAAAAAAAACCCCCC
Molecule: messenger RNA, 674 nt
Organism: Cryphonectria parasitica EP155
Lineage: Eukaryota; Fungi; Ascomycota; Sordariomycetes; Diaporthales; Cryphonectriaceae
Exons: 1
Coding region: 8-481 (157 amino acids)
Source: RefSeq, a predicted model, not a curated record